ACUUCAUAAUAACCUCAUUCCCACUUUUCUUCUCUAUAUAUAUAUAUAUAUAUACAACUCCUUCCUUCACCAUAUAGAAAAAGAAAUGGUGAAAUUCUCAAAGGAGCUAGAAGCUCAACUGAUACCAGAAUGGAAGGAGGCAUUCGUGAAUUACUGGCAGCUGAAGAAGCAGAUAAAGAGAAUCAAGCUCUCAAAAAUUCCAAAGCAAAACCAUAACCACGCCGAAGGUGGAGGUUCCAUUUUCAAUUCUCUUUGCUUUCAUGUCAAGAAAAUAUCCCUCAAACUCUCACCUGAAUCUGAUAAUGAUAACACAAAUAUCAUUAAGGUGAGGAAAAAAACCAUAAAAGGCAGCGGAGAAGAAAUAUACCAAACAGAGCUUGUACAAUUAUUUUCGGAAGAGGAUGAGGUACGUGUGUUUUUUGCGAUGCUUGAUGAUGAGCUAAACAAGGUGAACCAAUUUUACAUUAAACAAGAGAAUGAAUUCAUUGAGAGAAGAGAAGCCUUGAACAAACAGCUUCAGAUUUUGCAAGACCUAAAGCAAAUUAUUAAUGAUAGACGACGGAAAAAUUAUCCGCCACCGAAAGCAAAUAAUACAGAGACUUUCCCGCGUUCUCCAACACGGGAUUCUGAUUACUCAUUAGAAUGUUUAGGAGAUUCGGACGAAACAAAUUCAGAAAUUUCACAUACAGAAGAGGUAAUAGCAAGUUUAGAGAAAAAUGGUGUAAAUUUUGUGAAUUCAGCAAUGAGGACAAAAACAAAGAAAGGAAAACCUAGAAUGGCAAUGAGAAUUGAUGUACCAGGAACAAAUGCAACUCGAGCAAUUACAGCUAUUACUAGCAUGCUUUGGGAGGAUUUAGUGAACAAUCCAACAGGAGAUUUCAUUCACAAGAAAAAAAUUCAAUGUGCUGAAAAAAUGAUUAGAAGUGCUUUUGUGGAGCUCUAUAGAGGCCUUGGCUUGCUCAAAACUUAUAGCUCACUGAAUAUGGUAGCAUUUUCCAAGAUAUUGAAGAAAUUUGACAAGGUGUCUUGCCAAAAAGCUUCUUCAAGUUAUUUAAAAGAAGUGAAGAAAUCCCAUUUCGUUAGUUCUGAUAAGGUUCUUAGACAAAUGGACGAAGUGGAAUCCAUAUUCACAAAGCACUUCGCCAACAAUGACAGGAAAAAGGCAAUGAAGUUUUUAAGACCCCAACAACAUAAAGAUUCUCAUAUGGUCACUUUUCUUGUCGGGUUGUCUACAGGUUGUUUUGUUUCAUUGUUUUGUGUAUACGCAAUUUUGGCUCAUUUGUGCGCCAUAUUCUCUCCUAGCAAUGAGUCAGCUUAUAUGCAAAAUGUCUAUCCUGUUUUCAGUGUGUUUGCAUUGCUAAGCCUGCACUUAUUUAUGUAUGGAUGUAAUCUAUAUAUGUGGAAGAGAACAAGAAUCAAUUACAACUUCAUUUUUGAAUUCUCCCCAAGGACAUCACUUAAGCAUAGAGAUGCAUUUUUGAUAUGCACUACCUUAAUGACAACUGUGGUUGCAGCAAUGGUUAUGCACCUUCUUUUAAGGGCUGCAGGAUUUUCUCCUAGCCAAAUUGAUGCACUUCCUGGAAUAUUACUUCUGUCUUUUAUAGCUCUGCUCAUUUGUCCAUUCGACCUUUUUUAUCGCCCAACCCGCUACUGUUUCAUCCGUGUCAUUCGCAACAUAAUCUGCUCACCAUUUUAUAAGGUUCUGCUAGUAGACUUUUUUAUGGCUGAUCAACUAACUAGCCAGAUUCCAUUGCUAAGGCAUUUGGAAACUACUAGUUGUAACCUAUUGGCUAAAGUUUUUAAAACUCACCACCCUGAGACUUGUCACUCUGGAAGGCUAUAUAUGGAAAUAACUUAUAUCAUAUCCUUUAUGCCAUAUUAUUGGCGUGCUAUGCAAUGUGCGAGACGGUGGUUUGAUGACAGUGAUGUGAACCACUUAGCUAACAUGGGAAAGUAUGUUUCGGCGAUGGUAGCAGCGGGGGCGAGAGUAACAUACAGCAGACAAAGUGAUCACCUGUGGUUUGCAAUAGUCUUAAUCACUUCUGUAGUAGCAACAACUUAUCAACUGUAUUGGGAUUUUAUCAAGGAUUGGGGAUUUUUAAAUCCCAACUCCAGAAAUCCAUGGCUUAGAGAUGAUUUGGUGUUAAAGAAAAAAAGCAUAUACUAUAUGUCUAUUGCCUUAAACAUUGUUUUGAGGGUGACAUGGGUUGAGACUAUCAUGCAUUUCAAAGUCGGACAUGUUCAAUCGCGACUACUAGAAUUUUUGUUGGCUGCACUUGAAGUUAUUCGAAGAGGGCACUGGAAUUUCUACAGGUUGGAAAAUGAGCAUCUGAAUAAUGUCGGCCAUUACCGAGCAGUGAAGACAGUUCCGUUACCAUUUCGAGAGACAGAUUCUGACUAUUAAGAAUUCCAUUCCUAUAACAUGUGUUAUCAUCUAUUUCUGUUAUGUUAAACUAGUUUCAGCUAUUACAGGCUUGAUUCUAUUUGAUCUAUUGUAAAAUGUAAUCAACAAGGAAAGAAAUAAGUGUCAAUUGAACUAGUUGAAUGAGAACAAAUCAGAGAAUAUACCACAUUUUUUUCCUAAUA
This is a messenger RNA of Medicago truncatula (barrel medic), 2586 nucleotides long. RefSeq names its product phosphate transporter PHO1. The record is from RefSeq and is a predicted model, not a curated record. The transcript has 15 exons. Gene Ontology annotation, biological process: cellular response to phosphate starvation. Bases 86 to 2404 code for a protein of 772 amino acids. Gene Ontology annotation, cellular component: membrane. Lineage: Eukaryota; Viridiplantae; Streptophyta; Magnoliopsida; Fabales; Fabaceae.